AUCACAUCGAUCAAACAACACCCAUUCAGCACAUAUGUUGUUUUCUUCUAUUCUCUCUUACGUCGACCUACCUAUUGCCAAACAAUCCGGUCACUAUCUUGAAGAGCCCAAAGGCACGCAAUGGUUCCGCGGAAUGCUUGCGUGUUUAUCGUCAUCGGAUGUUUUAUUUCCAUCGUCGGAGCACAGAUCUACGACUUUGGACAACCGGAAGAAUACAAUGAGCCCGGCCAUGGUAGCAACAAAAAGUUAUACAAACUCGGUGAAUUUAACGAUAAAUGCAGAUCGACUCGAGAUUGUCGUCACUUUGGUUACGUCUGCAGAGACAACAGAACAUGUCAAUGCGAUUUUCUAUACAUACCGGAUUCCGAAAGGAAAACUUGCGUCGGAGGCGUCAAUCAACGAUGCAUCUACGAUGAGCAUUGUAUCGAGGGGGCUUUCUGUAUGAACCAAGCCAUUUGCAAGUGUAAGGACAAUAACCCAAUCGAACUAGAGGAUGGCUUAGUUUGCGCUGGUUGUGCUUCUAUACUGCCAUGUUUCUUACUGCUACUUAUUUCUCUAUUUGCAUUAUGAUAGAACUCACAAAAAUAAAACAAAUGUAAAUAAACAGAG
Molecule: messenger RNA, 609 nt
Organism: Nicrophorus vespilloides
Lineage: Eukaryota; Metazoa; Arthropoda; Insecta; Coleoptera; Silphidae
Exons: 4
Coding region: 121-570 (149 amino acids)
Source: RefSeq, a predicted model, not a curated record